This is a messenger RNA of Menidia menidia (Atlantic silverside), 213 nucleotides long. The record is from the annotation of a GenBank genome assembly. NCBI's taxonomy places the organism in Eukaryota, Metazoa, Chordata, Actinopteri, Atheriniformes, Atherinopsidae.
AUGGCGGGAGCUUUGUGCCCCAUUGGUCGGAGCCGAUCCUCGGUGACUGUGCCGGGGCUGGUGGUGACCGUGUUGGUCCUGGUGCUGGUCAGUGGAGCUGACGGUCAGCCCUGCCCGACCCAGUGCUCCUGCACCGGGACCACAGUGGACUGCCACGGCCAAGGACUCCGCAGCGUCCCCAGAAACAUACCCCGAAACGCAGAGAGACUGUAA